UGUUAGUGUAGGUAGAUAGUCUGCCAUCCAUCUUCCGUAAGCUGGUAUCUCAGUACCCGCUAAUGGGAAUGGAUUGAAACUUCACACACUUGUCCAUUGUCAUGAGCUAUUAAAUAAAAUCAUGCCCCCUUUUCGACUUUCAUAUUAAUUCAGUUGACAAGCCCCAUGUGGUUCUGGGACGAUCUGUGUAUGAAAAGAAUUGGAACCACUGCCUUACCCUUGCAUGAUCGUAAGAGGCGACUAAUAGGGUCUUAACACUUGGUUUUGCUGUAACUCUGUGAUUCCAGUAGGUAUGCAAAUUUUGAUUCCAUACCUCAUGUAUUUAUUCCGAUGUAAAUGAGAUGUGAAACCAAAAUUUGUAGUCCUGUUUGGCGCCAUAUAACCUAUACUGUGUUGGUGUGCCGUAAAACCCAAAUAAAAUAAAUAAAUUCAAUUGACAAGGCUGUUGAAUAGUUGAGUAUUGCUGCCUUCGACAGUCUUGUCUUGGUUACUUAAACAUAUCUGAAACUACUGGUCAGAAUUACACCAAACUUGGUCAGUAUAAUCUUGGCAUGGACCUGUUAUCCAUCAUUUUCAAAUUAUUCACCAUGGCCGCUUUCAGAGAGCUAAACAUAAAAAAUCCUUUAAAAAAUUUCUUACUGUGAACCACGUGAUGGAAAACGGAUAUAUUCUGAAGCUGAAAAUGAAUUUAUUGUCCACACGGGCAGGAUGUUCCAUAUCGAAAAAAAAAACAGUUCUAAGUAUUUGCUAGAUAAAUUGAAUGAUUUUGUAUUAUACAUAUGUAAAUUCAUAGAUCACCCUAUACAUAGGAAUAGUAUACAUCUUUAAAUGUAGUCGCGGUUCAAUACACAGCGACUUACCUAUUUAAGACUGUUCAUUUUCGUACUAUCAUGUAUGCAGUAAUGAAGAUUUUAUAUUACGUGUGGUUUUCUACAUUUAUCCUGAUACGAGGAUAUGAAAUAACAAUAUUACAUACGAACGACGUGCACGCGAGAUUUGAACAGUUUAACAAAUAUGGGUCACAGUGCUCCGAAGAUGAUGCUAGGGAGGGGAAAUGCUUUGGGGGUGUGGCUAGAAGAUAUACGAAAAUUCAGGAAAUUCGCGGUAGUCAUGACAACGUGUUACUGUUGGAUGCGGGAGACCAGUUUAUGGGAACAACGUGGUUCACUGUUUAUCAAGGGAAUGCAUCAGCUUUCUUUAUGAAUCAACUUGGAUAUGAUGCGAUGUGCCUUGGAAAUCAUGAGUUUGAUCUCGGCGUCAAAGGCUUGGCAACAUUCCUCGACCAGGUUGAGUUCCCAGUUUUAAGCGCUAACACCGACCUGUUACUCAACAAAUUUUCAAAGUCAUGGACAGCGACUGUUGGUGGAGAGAAGAUUGGUAUUGUAGGAUAUACAACACCAGAAACUGUACAAAUAUCAUCCCCAGGAUUAACAGUGCAAUUUAAUGACAUAAUUACGUCUAUUCGAAGUGAAGUAGUGAAGCUACAAAACGAAGGAAUCAACAAGAUUAUAGCUUUAGGACAUGCAGGGUUCAACAUGGAUAAACAAGUGGCAGCUAUUGAUGGGGUAGAUCUUGUAAUAGGAGGACAUUCAGAUACCUUCUUGUAUAGUGGAACGGUUACUGGUGGCGAAGUGUUUUCCGUCAUGCCAUUUAGAAAUGAAAUAGACGUGGUCACAGUUUCCGGUAAAAAUUUUAGAGAACAGCUUGAGCAUUCCGUGCACGAAAUAAAUCGUCAGGAAUCCGAAGGACGUUUUCUUCGAAUGUCUGGUCUCCAUGUUGUUUAUAAUCUACAAAACCCACCUGGACAGCGUGUUAUAUCAGCGGAAGUCAGAUGUUUGAAGUGCGACAUACCGAGUUACUCCCCUUUAAAAGACUACGAGAAUUAUAACAUAUACGUAUCAACCUUUUUGCUCAGUGGCGGCGAUGGAUACAAGUUUUUGCCAUUAAAACAUCAGCUUUUUAACACUCUGGACGUCACAACAGUAUUGGACUAUUUCAGAAAACGUAACCCAGUGUACCCUUCGACGGAACGAAGGAUCCAGUUUCAUACCGACACAGUUUUAUCAGGAUCAGCUAAAUUAUCUUCCCUGUCGUACAUGCUAGCCUUGGAUCUCUUAUUUUCUGUUUAUAUACUGUUUAGAUUUCCGCUUUAAUUGCUAAAUGUAUACUUUGAUAUGAUAACUAACAUGCGGAUUUUGGUCUCUUUGAAUUCUUGUUUAAACAAAUAUUUUACUUAAGUUUGGAAUGAUGAUCAAACGAGUCAUGUUUGGAAGGCUAAAUAUCAGAGAAUAUUGUAACUUAGAUAAACUUUACAACGAAUCCAGUAUUGAGCCCUCAGUUAAGAGACGUAGAAAACAUAAACUUUCCCUUUUGUUUAAAAUGAAAAAUGAACUUGUGCCCAACUACUUAUGUACAUGUAUAUAUUUUUACAUUAUUUUCUUCAUUUUUUUGUGUCGUUUUCUUUUCAUCCGUCUAAACUAGGUUGAAGGAAUACUCAGUUUUCCCUCUAUUAUUUUCCUUUAAGUUUACUUUUCUACAUUGUUUUAAUCAUUCAACAGUACGUAUCUUGUUGCAACCUGUCAUAACAAAAUCUAAUUGUAUGUACACAAAAUGCUUAUUAGGAAAUGGAUUCAGAUAAUUUACUUGUAACUUUUUUCCUAAUCCUAAUUGUAUUUGUUACAAUGAUGUUUAUGUUAUGUUUACUUGAAUGAAAUAAAUACUGUAUAAACUAAAUAUCAGAGAAGAAUUUGUAAAUGUAUAAACUUUAAAAUUUACUCAAGUAUCAGUGUAGACUAAUGAACCAAUAGCGGUUCCCUAAACAAGCAAUUUGAAAGUUAAAGGUAUUUCCAUGAUUUCUAUUGAUGCUACAUGUUAAUUCUUCUUAUUUAUUCACAUGGUAGUUGUCCCUAAUGUAACCGCUUUAUGUAAUUAUGGAAUAAUUCAGUAGCUCGGUAUUUUUAUUUUUUCUUGAUGCACAAGAAACGAGUAGCAAUCAUAUUAAAGUGAAAUGCAUGUGUAUCUAAGCAAUAAAGCACUCUGCAAACAGUUGUUUGGUCAUCU
Messenger RNA from Mercenaria mercenaria, 3060 nucleotides. RefSeq names its product 5'-nucleotidase-like. Lineage: Eukaryota; Metazoa; Mollusca; Bivalvia; Venerida; Veneridae. The record is from RefSeq and is a predicted model, not a curated record. Gene Ontology annotation, molecular function: nucleotide binding; metal ion binding; hydrolase activity, acting on ester bonds. Gene Ontology annotation, biological process: nucleotide catabolic process.